CAAUUUAUUGCUGCGGCUUCUCCUGGGACCCGGGAGCCCACCGGGGGAGCCGGAGACUGCAGAUCUCUCCGAUGGAGCCAGGGGAGGAACCAGGCCCCUUGGAUGCAGAGGAAGGGGAGAUCGUGACAGGCACCUGCACAGAGGAUGGGAUGGUGAAGAUAAAGGAGGAGAAUUGUCUGGAGGAAGCAAAAUCUCAUUUGAGUUUAUUGGGAAUGUUGGCGGGGAAAGUUUCCUUGAGUCCUGAGCGGGUGGCAGCAUGUGACUCUCAAUGCAUAUCAGACAGUCAGGAAAAAAUUCCUGGAGAGACAUCACAGGGUAAAGCCACUUCCACUGGCAGAGCUCUCAGGAAAACUAAAAAUAACAAAGCCCAUCAGAGAAUUAACACUGCAGAGAAACCUUAUAACUGCCCUCAGUGUGGCCAAAGCUUCAAUGUGAGCUCAGACCUUGCUGUGCAUCAGACAAUCCACGCUGAUGAGAGACCCUAUAAAUGCAUGGAAUGCGGGGAAAUCUUCAAUUGGAAAUCAAUCCUUGUUACUCACCAGAGAAUCCACACUGGAGAGAAGCCUUAUAAGUGCCAUGACUGUGGGAAAAGCUUCCGUCAGAACUCAACACUUAGGACACAUGAGAAAAUCCACAGGGCAGAGAAACCCUAUGAGUGCCCAUAAUGUGGGAAAAACUUCCAAGUGCGCUCCUACCUUCUUACACACGAGAGGACCCACUCUAUAGAUAAACCCUUUAAAUGCUCCGACUGUGGGAAAAGCUUCUGUGCAAGCUCUGAUCUUAUGAAACAUCAGAGAAUCCACACAGGAGAGAGACCCUAUAAAUGCCCCGACUGUGGGAAAAGUUUCAAUGACUGCUCAGCCUUUAUAAAACACAAGAAAAUCCAUGUGGCAGAGAAGCCCUAUAACUGUAUUGACUGUGGGAAAAGCUUCCAUGUUAUUUCAGCCCUUACUGUACAUCAGGCAAUCCACUCGGGAGAGAGACCCUACAAGUGUCCUGACUGUGGGAAAAGCUUCAUCCUGCGCUCAUGCCUUAUUAGACAUCAGAGAAUCCACUCUGGUGCUAAACCUUAUACAUGCCCCGACUGUGGGAAAAGCUUUCGUCUGAGCUCAACCCUUUGUACGCAUCGGAAAAUCCAUACAUCAGAGAAACCCUAUGAGUGCCUCAAAUGUGGGAAAAGAUUCCGAGUGAGCUCCUACCUUCUUACGCAUGAGAGGAUUCAUACUGUAGAUAAACCUUAUAAAUGCUCUGACUGUGGGAAAAGCUUCAAUGCGAGGUCCUACCUUAUCAAACAUCAAAGAAUCCACAAGGGAGAGAGACCCUUUAAAUGCCUUGAAUGCGGGAAAAGCUUCAAUCACAGAUCAACUCUUAUCACCCAUCAGAGAAUCCACACUGGAGAGAAGCCCUAUAAAUGUCCCAAUUGUGGGAAAAGCUUCAGUGUGAACUCAGACCUCAUUGUACAUCAGAGACUCCACACGGGAGAAAGACCCUAUAAAUGCCUUGACUGUGGGAAAACUUUCCGUGUGAGCUCACAUCUUACUAGACAUCAGAGAAGCCACACUGGUGAGAGACCCUAUAAAUGCCUGGUCUGUGGGGAAAACUUCAGUGACUGCUCAGGACUUAUUAAACAUAGGAGAAACCACACAGGAGAAGAACCUUAUAAAUGCCCUGAGUGUGGGAAAAACUUUAGUGUGAAUUCAGCCCUUAUUGUACAUCAAAGAACUCACACGGGAGAGAGACCCUAUAAAUGCCUUGUCUGUGGGAAAAGCUUCAGUGACUGCUCAGGAUUCAUUAAACACAGGAGAAUCCACACAGAAGAGAAACCUUAUAAAUGUCCUGAAUGUGGGAAAAGCUUCAGUGACAGUUCAAGCCUUAUUAAACAUAAGACAAUCCACACAGGAGAGAAAAUCUAUAAAUGCCCUGAAUGUGGGAAAAGCUUUAGUCAUAGCUCAGCCCUUUUGAAACACCAAAGAAUCCAUACAGGAGAGAGACCCUUUAAAUGCCUUGAAUGUGAGAAAAGGUUCACUGACAGCUCAGCCCUUAGGAGACACUGGCGAAUCCACUCAGAAGACAGGCCCUAUAAAUGCCCCGACUGUGGGGAACGAUUCAGUGUGACCUCAGGCCUUAUUAGGCACCAGAAAAUCCACACUGAGGAGAGACCUUUUAAAUGUAGUGAGUGUGGGAAAAGCUUCCAGUCAAACUCACUUCUUAAAACACAUCAGAGGAUCCAUACAGGAGAAAAACCAUAUAAAUGCCCCAAGUGUGGGAAAAGCUUCCGUCAGAGCUCCCAUCUUAUAAGGCAUCAGAAUGUACAUAUGGAAUAGGUGUUCACAAUGUUUUUCAUUGUUACUUUUGUUAUGGUGUUUCUCACAGUUCUGCUACACUCAGUCAAAUGGGGAUGAUGGGAUCUAUGCUUGGCUGGGUUUUACAGGGUACCCGCUAUGGAUUUAAAGGGUCCAUGCCAUGCCCUGGCCACAAAGGCAGGCCCCCUGGCCUCAACACCUCUAAGACUUUGGACUCUAGUGAAUCCAUCUAAGGUAGACUCCUGGUCUGAGACUCUCUUCCCCUCCCCACCCCCAGGGAUCAAUGCACUUCAGGUGGUGUUGGUAGCAACACCAGGCAGGUGUUUUCCAAACAGGAUAGGUUUAAAUAAUCAACUGGGAUACAGUAUCAGGAAGUCCUUAGGUUCACUUAGGCCAUACCUACACUAUCAUGUAUGUUGGCAAAACAUACAUCACUCAGGGGUGUGAAAAAAACACAGACCUGAGCAACAGAAAUUUCACCGGCAUAAGUGCUAGUGUGCACGGUGCUAUGUCAGUGGGAAAAGCUGUCGUUGGGGGUGGUUUAAUUAUGUUGAUGGGUGAGAGCUCUCCCGUUGGCAUAGGGCGGUUACUCGAGAGAUCUUACAAUGGUGCUAGUGCAUCGGUACAGAUGUGCCGCUGUAAGCUCUCUAGUGUAGACAUAGCCUUAGAGAAGCAAAGGUGAAAACCAAGUUCAGACUGGUCAAAGCCAGGGCUUCACAAAUCCAUGCUGUUGUAGGAUCCAUCUUCUCUCUCUGUCCUUCUGUCUCUCAGUCCUGAAUGAGAACUCCUAUGUGUCUGUGAACCUUCUUCUUAAACAAUGAUCCCUGACACCUCUUGUCUCUGCUCUCUGGAAAAAGCCAUGCUAUGUUCACACAUUCAGCCUGCUUGAACCGCCUGUUGUUAAGUGUUAAUGUGAGUCAUUGUCUCUUCUGGAUCCUCCAUUGGUAUAUUUUGGUUCCAGCCAGCUCCUGAGGGUGCAUUCAUGCCAUCGCAGAGAGAUCAAACAUUAUACGUCUCCUUCCCUGUUACAGGAGAAGCAUUUUAUUCUGUCUGCAUCCAAUGAGUAACAAUGCAAAGACAGAUGGCCAACUGAGACUCAUAUUGGUCAUAAAAUUAUUGCAGAAAAUUCCCACAUUCAUUAUAGAUGGGUCCUGGGGCACUGAGAGAUUGGUGAUCGAGGAAGCAAAAUGGAGAGUGCUGGGGAAUGGAAUAUUUGGAAGUUAGGUUGUUGCUGGAUGGGCACAGGCAAUGGGCGAGGGAGGUUGGGUGCUGGUGAGUGGGUUACUUGGAGACUGAGAUGGGAGAACUGUCCUGAACUCUAAAUGUUUUACUUCUCCAACAGAGAAUGAAAAGCAACAUACCCCCAGCUUCCAUCCAACUCAUGGUCUGUUACAAAACCUCAGCAGUGACUGUUAAAGCAGAUUAAGUUCCCAAAUACACAGGCUGUGGAAGAGUCAGAUGUGUUCAACUGUUGAUACUUGAGAGUACAACUUCAUCAGUCAGGCUAUGCAGAGGGUUGAAUGGGGUGAAUGUUUCUUUUUGGUGUCUGUUAGCAAUGGAAGUGAAAGCCUUAUGGAGCAUUGGUGCAUGUUAUCCACAAUGUUGUAGCUGAUAUGAAGGUGGCAAGGAAUACAGGAUUCUUUUCCCUUCUAAUUCCCAUGUUUUAUGGUGCUGGGUGGCUGGCAUAUGUUCUGAUGCCACCUUCACUGUCACUAAAUACAGUUUUCUUUGUGUUACUUAUAUAUAGAAACUUUCAAACAAAUGUUUUUCCCCAAUAUUCUGAGUUCAUGUUUUUUCUCCUCCAUCCCCAAACCCUGGUGUUUUGAGUAGAAGUAGCUCAUGGUGGGUAGUGUUCAAGUCAAGCCAGCUUUUACAAAUCAUUUUUCAAAGUGAAAAAUACUCUCCAACAUCUUCUUACUGGUUCCUUUUUGUUGUCUCUGUCCAUCAUUUCUGUUGCAACCAAAGUCUAACUUUCAGCCCCUCCCUCUUCUGUCUUCAAAAAUAAAAUUUCUCGCCUUCUAAAAAAUGCUAAAGUGAACUCUCUGUGAGAGGGAGAAAAUGUCCAGAACACAUCAAAGAAAAUGUUUUUGAGAAGACCUCCCCCUCCCAAGGACUCCUUUAAAUUUUGAUCACCUGUAGGUGCUGUGUAUGGCAACAGAAAGAGUUUUUCUGAUGACAUAGGGAGUGUCUACACUGCAAUACAAGCCCAGGGUUAGUGGGACUCGAGUCAGCAGAUGCUGGGUUUGAGAAACAAUGGCUUGACCAUUUGCACUGAUUGCCAAACUCAGGUUUAGAAUUUUUUAGCAUCCACACUGCAGUACACAGAUCUGAGUCCAACCAACCAGAUGGCAGACUUCCUAGCACUCUCCAGAAGUGUGGCUGGUCUAGACCUUCAUUCCUGGUGCAGCAUGGGAAAUCUUGACUGUCCACACGGCACGUUGCAGGAAGUUUGAACAGCCACCAACACAUCCUGCCAAACCAUCAUU
Molecule: messenger RNA, 4789 nt
Organism: Dermochelys coriacea (leatherback sea turtle)
Lineage: Eukaryota; Metazoa; Chordata; Testudines; Dermochelyidae
Product: zinc finger protein 260-like
Exons: 3
Biological process (GO): regulation of transcription by RNA polymerase II
Molecular function (GO): DNA-binding transcription factor activity; RNA polymerase II cis-regulatory region sequence-specific DNA binding
Source: RefSeq, a predicted model, not a curated record